Messenger RNA from Aspergillus ruber CBS 135680, 1557 nucleotides. Its product is annotated as putative acid phosphatase. The record is from RefSeq and is a predicted model, not a curated record. Gene Ontology annotation, molecular function: phosphatase activity. The transcript has 7 exons. Lineage: Eukaryota; Fungi; Ascomycota; Eurotiomycetes; Eurotiales; Aspergillaceae. Gene Ontology annotation, biological process: dephosphorylation. The coding region runs from base 1 to 1557 and encodes 518 amino acids.
AUGACGAGCCUAGUGCCUCGUGAGGCUUACUCCCAGGAUGAGCUUGAUCAGCUCUAUCCUAAGGACCUGAAGCUCGAAUUGGUCCAGGUGUUUCUUCGUCAUGGUGAACGGACGCCUGUCUCAGCGCGGUUUCAGAAUACAGGCCUUGCAGCAUACUGGCCAUACUGCAAUGUAGCGCGCCGGAUGAUCCAAAUGGCAACCAGCAGCCAAGACAUGUCGACAUGGGACUCAUUCGCAUGGAGAAGGAAGAUGGAGACCUUUGGCGGUAGAGACGAAGCUGUGGUUGCGCAGGGAGCACAGGGUGAAAUCGAGGGUAUCUGCCAACCCGGCGAGUUAACAGACAAGGGCCGAGAGACGACAUUCGCGCUGGGCCAACGACUGCGACGUCUUUACGUGGACCAGCUGGGUUUCAUGCCCGAGGUGAAAUCGGAUGCCGAGGAUAUGUAUCUGCGGACUACCCCCCUCCCUCGAGCCCUCGAGUCGCUCCAACAGGCCUUCUUUGGCAUGUAUCCGCGCAACGCACGAACCCUCGACUUCCCUCCCCCGGUGAUCGUGGCACGCUCUAUUUCCGAGGAGACACUGCUCCCGAACGAAGGCAACUGUCGGCGCUUCAGACAACUUGCGCGCCUUUUUGCAGACCGCGCAGCGAAGCGAUGGAAUGACACCGACGAGAUGGCCUACCUCAACACCCUUUGGUCAAAAUGGAUGCCUGCCAACUCUCCCACCAUCGCUGUCGACGCCCACCCACGCCUCUCCGGCAUCAACGACACAAUUAACGCAACAUACGCCCACGGCCCCGCCACAAAACUCCCCCGCGAAUUCUACGACGCCAAAGCCCGCGCAAUCACCGACAAAAUCGCCAGCGAUGAAUGGUACUCCGGAUACCAGGAGAGCAAUGAGUACCGCCGUCUCGGUAUCGGAGGACUUAUGGGCGACGUUGUCGAUCGGAUGGUUAGUACCGCCGUGGAUGGAGGCUGGCGGAGCGAGACUUCUCCUUCAGGCUCUGCGGAGAACGGGAAAGCGAUCAAGUUUGCUAUGAGCGGAUGCCAUGAUACCACCCUUGCCGCUAUCCUGGGUAGUCUGGAUGCUUUCGACGGAAGAUGGCCACCAUUUACAUCUUCUGUGGCCAUUGAGCUCUUCACAAAGACCGAAACUGAGCCUCAAUCCCAGAACAACGAGGAUGCACAAUUGCCCAAGAAAACAUCCAGUUUCUUUUCCGGUCUGCUAGAUGGUUCCUCUACAUCAACGUCCUCCCUCGCUAAACCAUCCACCUUAUCUCGUAACCCUCUCUCUGUCCUCCCAGACUCCGCUAGGAGAUCCAUGCAAGAAAAGCACUACGUGCGAGUCAGAUACAAUGACCGUCCCAUGCGUAUUCCCGGAUGCGCUGCGAAGCCAGAGAACCAUCUCCCCGGUAACGAUACAUUCUGUACAUUGGAUGCAUUCAAGGAUAUGGUUGAUAAGUUCACGCCACAGAACUGGAUGGUCGAGUGUACAGAGAAUUUGGGGGAGGGGCUGUAUGGAAAGGAUGAUGUGGAGAGGGUGAAGCGGUUUGCUUAG